CUCGCUCAUCCUCACCGAUGGUCUGCAGAACAAGGGGGACUUUAAAAAAAAAUUAACAUCUGAAACAAAAAAAACAUCCUACAUUAACAAAAAAAAAUCUCGAAAAAAAAAAACAAAACUACUAAAAAUCCAUCAUGAGCUACGAUCCUUAUAUCUCCUACCGCCACACUUGGGACAGCUACCGAGGCUCUUCUCGACCUUCCACCACCAAAUCCUUAAUGUACUCCUCUCUCUACUCCUCCUCUUCCUCCCGAGCCCUGGGUCUGGCAGCUGGGAAGCAGCGGACCCUGCGUCCACCGGCCUCUUCCUCACUGCCGGAUGCGUCUGCACGGAUGGACCUGGCCCAGGCCUCCAGCCUCAACACAGAGCUGCUGGGGCUCCGCAGCCAGGAAAAGGAGCAGCUGGUGGGCCUCAACGACCGCUUCGCCACCUACAUCGACAAGGUGAGGCGCCUGGAGCAGCAGAACCGGGCCCUUCUGGCAGAGCUGGAGGCUCUCAGGAGGAGGCAGAGGGACCCGUCCCGUCUUCAGGGGCUCUACGAGGGUGAAGCCCGGAGCCUCAGGGCUGCAAUCGACCAGAAGACAGGAGAUAAGAUGCGCAUGGAGGCAGAGAGGGACUACCUGAGGGACGUGUACGGGCAGCUGAAGGAGCGCUAUGAGGAGGAGGCGCAGUGCCGUGCGGAUGCGGAGGAGGCCCUGCAGAGGGCCCGGGAAGAAGUGGGGCGGGCCAUGCUGUCUAACUGCGAUGCGGAGGCCAGCGUUGUCUCCCUGGCCGAGGAAAUGGGCUUCCUGAAGAAGGUGUUUGUGGAGGAGCAGGCGGAGCUGCAGUCCCAAGUAGUGGCGGCUAACGUGUUUGUUGACAUGGAGGUGAGCAGGCCAGACCUGUCUGCGGCACUCAAGGAGAUCCGGGCGCAAUACGAGCGGCUGGCCAAUAAGAACAUGCAGGCGGCCGAGGACUGGUACCGGGGGAAGUUUGAGUCAGUGGCGGAGAUGGCAUCGAAGAACAACGAGGCGGUGCGCUCCAUCCGGGAGGAGACCAUGGAAUAUCGCCGGCUGCUCCAAUCACGCUCCUCUGAGAUCGAGGCCCUGCGGAACGUCAUCGAGUCGCUGAACAAACAGCUGGAAGAGCUGGAGGAGCACCAAGGGAAAGAGGUCACGAAGUACCAGGUGAGGAUAAACGAUCUGGAGUGCGACAUCAACGAGGCUAAGCAGGAGAUGGCUCGCUACCUCAGAGAGUACCAGGACCUUCUCAAUGUUAAAAUGGCUCUGGACAUUGAGAUAGCUGCAUACAGGUAA
Molecule: messenger RNA, 1295 nt
Organism: Salvelinus namaycush (lake trout)
Lineage: Eukaryota; Metazoa; Chordata; Actinopteri; Salmoniformes; Salmonidae
Gene: neff2
Exons: 2
Coding region: 135-1295 (386 amino acids)
Biological process (GO): neurofilament bundle assembly
Cellular component (GO): postsynaptic intermediate filament cytoskeleton; intermediate filament; axon
Molecular function (GO): structural constituent of postsynaptic intermediate filament cytoskeleton
Source: RefSeq, a predicted model, not a curated record